GCUCAGAACGAUGAUGACGAUUUAGUCUCGGAUGGGCGCUACGCUGCAAAGCAUCGCAAGGCUGCAGAAUACCGCUACUUGAAAUUAACUCACGUGAGGAUUAUAGCACGCGAUAAGUCGCGCUCAUCGGGAAUGCUCGCCGCGUGAUUGCUCACGAGUUUGUCAGCUCGCUCGUGAGUUUGUGCAAGGCCGUCGCUAAAUUGGCAAAAAAUAAAUAAAAAAUAAUGCAACAUCAAAUAAUAACGCGAAAAAUAUAUGAAUAGAAAUAUCGCCUAAAGAUUUGUGCAACGAAUAUAAAGAGUGUGUGUUUUGUGUAAAAGCUAAAAUCUAAAGUUAAAUCUGAAAAUCAAUUUCAGCCUAAGAAUUUAUGCAGCUAGCUGCAUAAGAAUAUUGUGAAAAGAUGAACCAGCUGUGUAAAGUAUGCGGCGAACCAGCGGCUGGUUUUCAUUUUGGAGCAUUUACAUGCGAGGGCUGCAAGUCCUUCUUCGGCCGCACAUACAACAACAUCCCAGCGAUUGCCGGCUGCAAGCACAACGGAGACUGUGUCAUCAACAAGAAGAAUCGAACUGCGUGCAAGGCUUGCCGGCUGCGCAAGUGCCUGCUGGUGGGCAUGUCCAAGAGCGGAUCACGCUAUGGCCGCCGCUCCAACUGGUUCAAGAUACACUGUUUGCUGCAGGAGCAACAGGGCGGCGGCGGGGGUGCCGGCACUGGCAGCUCCAGCGUGAACAAUGCAAAUCUGGAUCAGCUGGCGCGGCUGCAGCAAGCGAGCAACCAGGCGCGGCAAACCUACCAGGACAAGACGAAUCCCUGCAUCAAAUCGGCUACGGCAGCAACCUCGCCCAGCAUAGCGCUGCAGACGUGCAGUGCAGUGGCGCCCGCUGCGGCAUCGACGCCAUCCCCCAGCCUGCCCGGAUUUCUGCAAGCAGCCAAGUAUCUGAACGAGCAGCAGCACCGCCAGCUGAAGCUCGAAUCCCGCCUCAGCAACACACCCAGCGAUUCCGGCGCCUCCUCGGCCGGUGAUCCCACGGACGAUGGCACAAGCGUGCUGAGCGCCACGACCAGCACAAUUAGGAAGGCGAUGCGACAGAGUAGCUCCGCCUAUGCGGGCAGCUCUGAGGCGGACAUUGCGGAGCAGCAGCAGCGGCGUCACAAGGAGCUGCUCGACAUAUUUCGCAGUCACUCGGAGCCGUUGUACAGCUCCUUCACACCGUUUACUCUGCCGCCAGCUCUAAUGGCCAGCAGUAUGCCGCCCCUGCCAAUUUUCAAGGAGCAAUUUAAGUCGGAGCUGCUGUUCCCGUUUCCAGCUACCAGUCCGGCGGAGGAGGAGCCUAUUGAUUUGUCACUCCGAUCGCGAACGGAUGCUGUGAGUCCCGUGGCGAACAGUUCAGACAGUCCACUCAGUGAAUCAGCCAACCUGCCAUCCGCCUCAACCUCGUCCACGUUUGCACGCAAGCCCACGCCCCUAGACCUGACCCUGGUACGUUCACAGACGCUCACAGGUUAAGGACCCACACACACACACACAUAGCCAGGAAGUUGAGGACUUGUGAUUACCCGGGAAUUCAACAGAGUGCCAUGGAAGCCUUCACAUAUCAAAGUGGGCAGUUCGACGCUGUGGCACAGUUACUCUGUAAUCCCACUUGGUUUUUAGCAAAAGAUUUGAUAGUGGUGCCAGUGAAAGUAUGUACAAAUAAAUUGUUUUUAGCUCAAUUACAGCACGUAGGCAAGAUUUGAAAUACUCGUAAACACAUCUAAAUAUUAAUAAUGUUUAGCCAAAUUUAUAA
Messenger RNA from Drosophila virilis, 1784 nucleotides. It is a transcript of the gene eg, whose product is annotated as eagle. Gene Ontology annotation, molecular function: estrogen response element binding; nuclear receptor activity; zinc ion binding. Gene Ontology annotation, biological process: regulation of transcription by RNA polymerase II. NCBI's taxonomy places the organism in Eukaryota, Metazoa, Arthropoda, Insecta, Diptera, Drosophilidae. The record is from RefSeq and is a predicted model, not a curated record. Gene Ontology annotation, cellular component: nucleus; chromatin.